This is a messenger RNA of Vanessa atalanta (red admiral), 1181 nucleotides long. RefSeq lists its product as uncharacterized. The transcript is spliced from 5 exons. The coding region runs from base 436 to 885 and encodes 149 amino acids. The record is from RefSeq and is a predicted model, not a curated record. Lineage: Eukaryota; Metazoa; Arthropoda; Insecta; Lepidoptera; Nymphalidae.
GGAGCGGGACGCGUGCGUGUUACCCGCCGAAAGUUUGUCGCGAACGCGUUGUGAACUAUUUUUACUAUGGUAACAUUGAUUAUUACGAGAUAUACUUUUUAUUUAAAAUAAAUGGUACAAGUUUCGACGAAUUUAACGUAUAUGUGAAUGAAUGCUUUUCGCAGAUGUGCCUCGCGGUCAGAACUUCGAUUUCAAAUCCCAGCUGAUACGGGCGAAAUUGAAUUCAGGCUGGAAUAAUGUUGAAGAGCUUUUGAAGUAGUAGUAGAAAUUAAAAAUAUAACGAAAUAUUGAAAAGGAACACGUUUGAUAGUCGCGGCAGUCGCGCAGGCGGCGCCGCGUUGUUUGGUUGUGGCUCGUAGGCGCUGCUGGUGCGGCUGGUGGGCGGUGGCGAGCGCGGGUGCAGCAAGCGCACAGCGCAGCCCCCUCGGCUGGGCUAUGGGCAGCUCACAGCGAAUAGCCGCAGUGGCGGCCGUAUCCCACGCUAAACAUUACUACAACCACACCCGACCUGAUGUCGCACAGACCUCUGAGGCGACACAUUAUACCGUCAAUAUAUUUUUUGUAAGUGCAACUUUAUGUGGCGUGUUGGUGGCGGUGUGCGCGGCGUGCUGGCGUCGCUCUGCACCGACCGACAAGCCGGAAGAUGUCACAGAGUGUGGAGUGUACACCGUCAGCGCUGACGCGAGGCUGGGGCAGCAAUUCCUUGACGAAAUGCCCGGGCCCCCGCCGGCGUAUGAGACGGUCGUCGAGGGACCAUCAGUGAUUAAAGAAGACAUUCUACAGGAAGUAUUAUCGGAGCCGUGUUCAAAAUGCAAGCCGACAAAAGGCGAUAGUGGUCUACCAUCAUACGAGGCGGCAGUGCUACUACGUGAUACUAAAUUAUAAUAAAUACUUGCUUCAGACCUAUUGUCCCUGAAUACCAACGCUACUUAUGACCAAAAUAAUAUUAGGUAUAUAUUUAUUAAUUGGAGCCAUGCUUGUGAUCAUUUAUGCGAUAAAUAAAUAUAAUUAAAGAAACAUAAUCAUAUUAUUAUAAAUCAGAGGAUUUAUUUCAAUGAUUUCCUAUAGAGCGGAAUUAAUAUUUGUGACGCAAUAGUUUCGAACUAUUCAAUAAUUGUUCAGAUUGUUGAAAACAAGUGAUUUUAUUAAUAUUGCUACAUAUUGUAUUGUUUUUCUUUGGA